Petromyzon marinus (sea lamprey) is the source of this 1675-nucleotide messenger RNA. Its product is annotated as GTP-binding protein Di-Ras2-like. Lineage: Eukaryota; Metazoa; Chordata; Hyperoartia; Petromyzontiformes; Petromyzontidae. Gene Ontology annotation, biological process: signal transduction. The record is from RefSeq and is a predicted model, not a curated record. Gene Ontology annotation, molecular function: GTP binding; GTPase activity. Gene Ontology annotation, cellular component: membrane.
CCCGCACUGAGGAGCAGCAGCAGCAGGAGGAGGAGGAGGAAGAGAGGGAAGAGGGAGAGAGAGGGAAGGGGAAAACGAUUUCCAUCGCGACUGCUCAAGACGCGGUCGCAUUCCGGCGCACGCUCUCGGCGGGACGCGCGGCUCUCCCGGCAAGACGCAACGACUGGAGGAGCUGAAGCGACAAAGACUCAAGAAGCAGCGGCAGCGGCAGCGAAAUAAAUUCCACCAACACAAAUGCCGGCAUCAGCAACAGCAUGGUCGUGAGCAAUAUCAGCAGCAGCUAGUAUCCUCGGCAAAUUGUAGCAUCGUCACCUUCAUUGUCGUCGUCGUCAUGAUCGUCAUCGCAAGCGACAACAGGAAGCAGUCGUAGGUAGCAGAGGUAUCGUCAGCAGCAGUGGCAUCGUUAUCGAUCACGACAGCAUCGGUGCCGACAGCAUCGGUGCCAACGGCAUCCUCACCACCACCAACAACGUCACCAUCAUUAUCAAGAGCAUUAGCAGUAUCGUCGGCCAUCAUCACCAUCAAGAGUAGCAACAUUACCAUCAUGAGUUGUAAGUAGCAACAGCGGAAUCACUAUCAUAAGCAUCAUCGGCGAGCGUCACCAUCCUCUGUAACUUCGGCAUCAGCCUAAUCGUUAUCAGCAGCAGCAGUAUCACUAUCGAAAGCAGAUGCUUCAUCAUCAACUUCAUCCUUAUUAGAUGCAACAUCACCACAAUUAACACCACGAUCAUCACUACCACUGGCAUUGACGCCACCAUCACCACCGCGACCAGCGCCGCCGCUGCCGCCACCACCACCACCAACAUCGCCACCGCUGCCGCUGCCGCCACCACCACCACCAACAUCGCCACCACCGCCGCCACUGCCGCACCAUGCCAGAGCAAAGCAACGACUACCGCGUGGUGGUGUUCGGCGCCGGCGGCGUGGGCAAGAGCUCGCUGGUGCUGCGCUUCGUGCGCGGAACGUUCCGCGAGAGCUACAUCCCCACCGUGGAGGACACCUACCGACAGGUGAUCAGCUGCGACAAGAGCAUCUGCACGCUGCAGAUCACCGACACGACGGGCUCGCACCAGUUCCCCGCCAUGCAGCGGCUGUCGAUCUCGCGGGGCCACGCGUUCGUGCUCGUCUACUCGAUCGCGAGCCGCCAGUCGCUGGAGGAGCUGAGGCCCAUCUACGAGGUGAUCUGCUCGCUCAAGGGCGACACGGAGGCCGUGCCCAUCAUGCUGGUGGGCAACAAGUGCGACGAGACGACCCGCGAGGUGCAGACGGCGGAGGGCGAGGCGCAGGCCAAGGCCUGGAGGUGCGCCUUCAUGGAGACGUCGGCCAAGAUGGACUACAACGUGCGCGAGCUCUUCCAGGAGCUGCUCAACCUGGAGAAGAGGAGGAACGUGAGCCUCCACGUGGAGGGAAAGAAGUCCCGCGCGGAGGGCGGCAAGAAGGAGAGGAUGAAGGGCAAGUGCGUCGUCAUGUAAGAGGGGAUAGGGAAGACAACGACGAUGAUGAGAAGAAUAAUGGCCAAAUUACUUUGAUGAAGAGGUAGAACUUUGAUGACGAUAGGAAUGGCCCAAUGGUGACCACAAGGAAAUCCUCAUUAUACAGAGGAUGACGAUGGCACAUUUGUAGCGGAGGAAAACCGGUGGACAGAACUUAGUGAUUGAAGGUGGUCAAGAGGGAU